ACCAAUAUUCAUUCUCUUCAUCGCCUCCAAAUUUCCCCAACCCCACUCUUCUCUUCAUAUAUACUCCACUGUCGUCCGGGCUCUGCCUAACAGUGACUUGUUAAUAGCUUUCAUUCUUCAUGGGGUAUUGCCUGCGAGAAAUAGAAGGAAAGCAAGCCAAUGAUCCGUUGUUCAUUGAGAAAAUGAACGAAAACAAAUUGUCUUAUCGUGGGCGAAGCGUGUGGGUACCAGGUCCGGUGAUCGUUGGGGCAGGGCCUUCUGGUCUCGCAACCGCAGCUUGUCUGAGACAGAGAGGAGUGCCGAGUUUGAUUCUAGAAAGAUCCGACUGCAUAGCUUCUCUGUGGCAACACAAAACCUACGAUCGCCUUCGUCUUCAUUUGCCCAAGCAGUUCUGCGAGCUUCCAUUGAUGGGUUUUCCCAGUAAUUUCCCGACGUACCCGACGAAGCAGCAGUUCAUACAGUACUUGCUGAGCUAUGCGGAGAGGUUCGACAUCAGGCCGAGGUUCAACGAAACGGUGAGGCAGGCGCAAUUCGACGCCACGCUUGGGGUCUGGCUUGUGAAAACCGUGGACAAGGAGGAGAGGACGACGGAGUACUUGUGCCGGUGGCUGAUCGUGGCGACGGGAGAGAAUGCGGAGGCGGUUGUGCCGGAGAUAGAAGGAAUGGGGGAAUUCGGAGGGGAUAUAAGGCACACGAGCUUGUACAAGAGCGGCGAGGAGUUCAGAGGGAAGAGAGUGUUGGUGGUGGGAUGCGGGAAUUCCGGCAUGGAAGUGUGCUUGGACCUCUGCAAUUAUAAUGCUGCUCCUUCUCUUGUGGUCAAAGAUACAGUGCACAUAUUGCCGAGGGAGCUGCUGGGAAAAUCGACGUUUGGAUUAUCGAUGUGGUUGCUGAAGUGGGUGCCCAUGAGGAUGGUGGACGCGUUUCUGCUGAUAGUCUCGUGGUUGAUGCUCGGCGACACCUCUCGCUUCGGACUGAAACGCCCCUCCGUGGGUCCCCUUCGCCUCAAAAACCUUUCCGGCAAGACACCCGUCCUCGACGUCGGCACUCUCUCCUUCAUUAAAUCCGGCCACAUUCUGGUGCGUCCAGGCAUGAAGCGGCUAAAACGACACGCCGUGGAAUUUGUUGACGGCAGGACGGAGAAUUUUGACGCCAUCAUACUCGCAACCGGUUACAAAAGUAACGUGCCCUCCUGGCUGAAGGAAGGAGACAUGUUCAGCGAGGAAGAUGGAUUUCCGAGGAGGCCAUUCCCAAAUGGCUGGAGAGGCGAAAAGGGAUUAUACGCGGUGGGAUUCACGAAACGAGGAUUGCUGGGGGCAUCCAUGGAUGCCAAGAGAAUAUCUCUAGACAUAGAGCGUUGCUGGAAAGCCGAGACAAAGCAUCCUCGUCACUUUUGGCACUACCCGAUUCAUGAUUCACAGUGACACCACUUAAAGUUGGAUUGUACAUGACUCAUCCAUAUCUGGUCAUGGGAGGUUUUCUGUGGUGGCAUCACACAUGGGCUCAUCUUUCCACGCCUGUACGUUCCACAUUGUUGCUCCUCCAUUCAUAAAAGUGAGAAAGGGGCGCGAGAAAGAUUCUCCCAACCAUACAUGGAGCCCCUCCUCAGCUUUCACCGGUCACCAGCCACCACGCUCUCGCUGGCCGAGAGACGAGGACGCAUUAUUGAUUUUUUAUUAUGACAAAGCUUACUUGAGCUGGUGAGGGAGGACCCUCGCUCGCUAGCUAGCUGGCUAGCUGCUUAUAUCUGUAAAUCUUCUACAUUGCUGAUGAACGAUCAAUUUACAGAGGAUUUGAAGUAGAGUGGCAGCCAGAGAGGGAUGGGAUGUGAUUGACAAGCCUAUGGUUAUAUCAUAUAUGACCUGUGCUUACUUUGAGUCUUUGACCUGUACAUGCUUCUGAUUAAUUAAUGUGGAUUUUUUCCCCGGCCAUAAGAAUUGAGUGUAACAUGUUAAUUGCCUCUUUGACUCUCUAUCUCUCCAUAACAAUGCUCUGCUCUGUUACUCAGUUCAGUCUUUGGUCUCUUGACUUUAGGGAAGAAGGCGGAGACUAGUAGACGGAGAGGAAAACUGUUUCUCAACUCGGAAUGGCGUGGCAGUGUGGUGGCUAGAUAAUGAUGAUCAUGUACCCUGGGGGAGAUGGUGGAGGUCCUCAUGUACAGAUUGGAUUACCAGUUUCAUGCAAUUUCGAUGUCGAAAUGAUUACACAUUGCAAAAAAAUACUAGCAAGGGCCACCAUCACUUGAUUUUCCUGCGAAAACCCUAACAUUUCAAAGCUGCAAUUACCCGUUUUCCCUUGUACCAACUUGGUUGAUUGAACUCGGGUAAUAGCAGCAACCAUUGCUUUUAACUGCUCAAAGUGAGAACUUUUGCGAUGCUUUAUGAGGGAGGGGGAACCCCACAAAGUGCAAGUUGAGGCAAAAUGACAUCUGAUUAAGCUCUGCCCUGUCACCUUGGUCUGAUCUGAUUCUUUGUGAUCAGGAAAAGAAAAAGGGUGAGGCCAUAUGGGGUCAACGUUAAUCCAGAGCUACUGUCAAACUGUCAUUUCUCGGAGCUUUG
Molecule: messenger RNA, 2555 nt
Organism: Prosopis cineraria
Lineage: Eukaryota; Viridiplantae; Streptophyta; Magnoliopsida; Fabales; Fabaceae
Product: indole-3-pyruvate monooxygenase YUCCA6-like
Exons: 4
Coding region: 120-1421 (433 amino acids)
Biological process (GO): auxin biosynthetic process
Molecular function (GO): N,N-dimethylaniline monooxygenase activity; NADP binding; flavin adenine dinucleotide binding
Source: RefSeq, a predicted model, not a curated record